GAAACAUAUCAAAACAACAUAACAAUAACAAUAACAAAAAUGGGGUCUUCAAUGGCCUCUCUCAUUGCUUCUCUUUUAGUGGUAACACUUUCUUUAAGCUUCCCUCCUCAAACCUCAGCUGAUGAUCACUAUCUUUACUACUCUCCUCCUCCUCCCAAGAAAUCCCCACCACCACCAUCUCCAACACCAUAUAAAUAUAAAUCACCACCACCUCCUCCUUCAGUGUAUAAGUCUCCACCACCACCAGUGUACAAGUCUCCCCCACCACCACCCAAAUAUAAGUCACCUCCACCACCUACACCAGUUUAUAAAUAUAAGUCUACACCACCACCAGUAUACAAAUCUCCCCCACCACCACCCGAAUAUAAAUCACCACCACCACCUACACCAGUUUAUAAGUAUAAGUCUCCACCGCCACCAGUGUAUAAAUCUCCUCCACCACCACCAAAAUAUAAAUCACCACCACCACCUACACCAGUUUAUAAAUACAAGUCUCCACCACCGCCGGUGUACAAGUCUCCUCCACCACCACCCAAAUACAAGUCACCACCACCACCUACACCAGUUUAUAAGUAUAAGUCUCCACCACCGCCGGUGUACAAGUCCCCACCACCGCCACCCAAAUACAAGUCACCACCACCACCUACACCAGUUUAUAAGUACAAGUCUCCACCACCGCCGGUGUACAAGUCCCCACCACCGCCACCCAAAUACAAGUCCCCACCACCACCUACACCAGUUUAUAAGUACAAGUCUCCACCACCGCCGGUCUACAAAUCCCCACCACCACCACCCAAAUACAAGUCGCCUCCACCACCUACACCAGUUUAUAAGUACAAGUCUCCACCACCACCAGUCUACAAAUCUCCACCACCACCGCCCAAAUACAAAUCACCUCCACCACCUACACCAGUCUACAAGUAUAAAUCUCCACCACCACCGGUGUACAAGUCUCCACCACCACCACACUACAUCUAUGCAUCUCCUCCUCCUCCACACUAUUAGACUAUGGUUCCAUGAGGAAAUCAAGAAAGCGAUGUUAGAAUAAAGGAAGAAAGCGAAUUUCCGCGUUUGAUAAAUAUAUAUAUUCUGUGUCUUUAAUUAUAUAUAUAGUGUUUGUUAAGAAGAGGGAAUAAAGAAAAGCAUAUAGGAUAAAUUUAUUUUCAGUCAUCAUUUUCAUGUAUUCGAAAACUUGUAGUUGCCAUUGUUGGUCCACCAGUUCGGCCAUUUCAGUAAUAAAAUUUGCAUAUCGUUUUCGAA
This is a messenger RNA of Mercurialis annua (annual mercury), 1260 nucleotides long. Its product is annotated as extensin-3-like. NCBI's taxonomy places the organism in Eukaryota, Viridiplantae, Streptophyta, Magnoliopsida, Malpighiales, Euphorbiaceae. The record is from RefSeq and is a predicted model, not a curated record. The coding region runs from base 40 to 1005 and encodes 321 amino acids. Gene Ontology annotation, molecular function: structural constituent of cell wall. Gene Ontology annotation, biological process: plant-type cell wall organization. The transcript has 2 exons.